GCAUAUUGCUGUACUUUGAACCGCGUGGCAGAGACAUACAGAACAGAGCGGUCGAAUUCUACUGCGUAGCUCUGCAACAUAAUAUGAGGAAAUGAGAACCGGUUGCAUCCCUUCUGCAUCGCAUCAAUCCAACGAAACAAACUCUCACACCUGAGGGAUUGGCACAUGAUUUCAAUUGAUGUAGGUGGAUAUAUAGGAAGCUGGAGUUACACGGAUUAUACAUCAAUUAUAAGACAAGUGUUGACUUCUUCCGAUACCUUCAAAUCUGGCAGUGUAGCGUUACAACAUCACUGCUUUUGGCGGGCCAGAGACGAGUGUCGGAAAGAUUGCAAGUUUCCUUCUUUUAAAAACCGACUGGUGUUUGUAGUGAUUGUCAUGAUGACGUAUGCUCAACGGAGAUUUGUGUGUUCGCUUGUUUGCUGCAUCUUAAUUACGAUCGUCAGUGCACAGGAAGGUGACAUCGACUGUCCCUAUGACAUUGAGCAGAAUGCGAUUCAUGGAGAGGAAGGGGCUGUUGUUUUCUGGCCAAAUAUUACAGAAGAUGCAAAUGUUACGUGUUUCAAUCAGGAUGAAAACAUGGUGGUGGAAUCUGGAGAUGAAUUUCCAAUCGGAGUAACUAUCGUACAUUGCAUGAAUGGUAUGAAUGAUACUUGUGAGUUUGGCAUCUAUAUAACAGAAUGCAAGCCGUGUGUAAAUGGUAGCAGCCAGAACGACACCUGUGCCUGCGAGUGCGAUGAUGAUUACCAAGGCUUACUUUGUGAUGAAUGUGUAACAGAAAAGGAUUGCAUGAAUGGUGGAAUACUUAUCAAUGCGACUUGUGAAUGCGAGUGUCCUGAUUGGUUUGAAGGUGACUUUUGCGAAGUGUGUACACCUAAGGAAUGUGCAAACGGAAUGUGGGACAUAUCGACUUGUGAAUGUGAAUGCCUCGGUGGUUUUGAAGGCGAACUUUGUACUGAGUGUACAAAGGAAUGCUUGAACGGACAGUUGGACAAUACAACGUGUGAGUGCAACUGCACAGAAGGUUUUGAAGGCGAACUUUGCGCUGAGUGUACACCCGAUGAAUGCGCAAACGGUGGACAGUGGAACACCGCGACUUGUAAAUGUGACUGCACAGAAGGUUUUGAAGGCGAACUUUGCGCUGUGUGUGCAGCCAAGGAAUGCGAAAACGGAAAUUGGAGCUAUUCGACUUGUGUAUGUGACUGCGAUGAAGGUUUCGAAGGCGAACUUUGUACUGAGUGCAAGGAAUGUCUUAACGACGGUGGAAAUCAAAAUAAUUCAACCUGUGCUUGCGACUGUACCGAGUUGUACAAAGGCUUACUGUGUGAAGUAUGUUUAAAAUGUGAGAACGGAGGAUCGCUACAGAACCAAUAUACAUGUGAGUGCGAGUGUCCGGGGCGCUGGAAUGGCCCACUGUGUACAGACGGUGAAAAGACUGUCCAAAUUGAGAUUGCUGUGACAUCCAAAAGUAGUUGUAAUGCGACAGCCAAUGCAACGUCAAUGGAAUGCGAAUUAUUGGUGGGCAAUUUCAAAAAAGAGGUAGAAAAGUUAUAUCAGAGUUUACGUGGGUUCAAGGAAGUAGAAGUCAACCUGGAGGAGCUCAGGGAGGGCAGUGUCAUAAUUCCACACAACGUCACAUAUGACUACGCUAAAAUGAGUCAGGAGGGGAGACAGUUAUCGGCACUCGCCCUCUACGAUAGGACAGUUGGCCCAGCGGUGUCUGAGGGGAUGAUUGGGGCACUCUCAGUGUCCCCGGAGUGUACAAAGUGCAUUGCACCAGAAGAUUUAACGAAUACGUGUAAUGAGGAUAUAGAGUGCGGCAAAGGUUUUAAAGAGUACGAGAUGACCGAAGGUAAUUCUUCUUGCUACCUCAUUUGCCAGUCCAUUUGCCAAACAUCGAUUUGUGGAGACGGAACUUGUUUUCAAGAACAAGGCAGUGACGUCACUACAUGCAGGUGUCCCCAAACCUCUGAAGUAAUGUACAUCGGGAGCAACUGUCAGUUAAAGAUCGAACUGUUGUGGCUGUAUGUCGGCUGUGGUAUUGGUGGUGGUUUACUUCUGUUGCUGAUCGUCAUCUUGACCGUGUGCGUGAUUCGAUGCAACAACGAGAACAAGAAACUGAAAAAGGGACACGGUGGAAAAAAGACAGACAACGAGCUUAGAGUUGAAGUACUGGCCGUUCACAACAACGGCUUCGUGGGUGAUGGCACGGCAGCUACUGAAGAUGAGCAGGGUAACACAUCCUCGCUCACCCGGGCCCGUCCCUACUCCUACAUCUACGGCAAGGAGGACGGUGCCAACGGGGUCUCUAGGUCCAACUCCGGGGCCGCUCAGCGUAACUCACGGUACGAGGCACCGGUUGACAGGGAGCAACAACAGCCGCAAUACGUGGAUGACUUGGCUCAGCAACAACGAAGCUCGUACUUCUGGGGGAACCUCAGCGACCCGGUCAAGGAGGAAACUGAACUCAUCCCAAUGGUGCGGGGUAUUGACCCCAGUAAGAUGUAUAAGAUCCAGCGCCCCCAGAUUGCGAUGGGCAAACAAGACGACUUACCGGACAGGGAUUAUUUCUGAGCACGU
This is a messenger RNA of Asterias rubens (European starfish), 2577 nucleotides long. RefSeq names its product protein crumbs-like. The record is from RefSeq and is a predicted model, not a curated record. The transcript is spliced from 18 exons. NCBI's taxonomy places the organism in Eukaryota, Metazoa, Echinodermata, Asteroidea, Forcipulatida, Asteriidae. The coding region runs from base 166 to 2571 and encodes 801 amino acids.